AUGUUUCGAACUCCCAUUCUAGGCUACCCCCUCAGGGCCAUAAGAUGGUUCAGGGAAGAUAUCUAUAAGAAUAGCCCCGAGAAGCGCCAAGAAGCCGAGACAGCCAUCAAAAAGUUCUACGAUGUCAACAAGGAGAGCAUGGAGAAACGAGGAGUUUCUGAAGCGGUUGUCAAGGGACCGAAACACAAUGAUCCCAGAAAUCCGGAUCCCAGAGGAGAGCACUGGACGGUCGAGAUGAUCAAAGAGGAUGGUGAAUUUGUGACAAAGAGACAUGUCUAUUGA
Molecule: messenger RNA, 282 nt
Organism: Penicillium malachiteum
Lineage: Eukaryota; Fungi; Ascomycota; Eurotiomycetes; Eurotiales; Aspergillaceae
Exons: 2
Coding region: 1-282 (93 amino acids)
Source: RefSeq, a predicted model, not a curated record